AUGCUGACCCUGUGGAUGCUCCUUAUUCCGGCUACCCUGUGUGUACAAGAGCCAGAGGCGGGUAAGAGAGUCCUGCUGUCUAUGAAUUCGGUUCAACGCUCCGUGGCGCGAAUGGACGGUGACGUGAUCAUAGGGGCUCUGUUCUCGGUGCACCACCAGCCGCCGGCCGAGAAAGUGCCCGAGAGGAAAUGCGGAGAAAUUCGCGAGCAGUACGGGAUCCAGAGGGUGGAGGCUAUGUUCCACACCUUGGACAAAAUCAACGCCAACCGCAACCUCCUGCCUAACAUCACCCUGGGCUGCGAGAUCCGAGACUCUUGCUGGCACUCGUCCGUGGCUCUGGAGCAGAGCAUCGAGUUCAUCCGAGAUUCCCUCAUCUCCAUGAGGAACGAAAGGGAUGGACUGACGCAAUGUCUUGAAGGACCGGGCUCAGAGGCCAAGACGCCCAUAGCUGGGGUCAUAGGACCAGGCUCCAGUUCUGUCGCCAUUCAGGUCCAGAACCUUCUGCAACUCUUCAACAUUCCCCAGAUCGCUUACUCCGCCACAAGCAUCGACCUGAGCGACAAGACCCUCUUUCAAUAUUUCCUCCGGGUUGUUCCCUCAGACACUCUCCAAGCCAGGGCCAUGCUGGACAUUGUACAGAGGUACAACUGGACCUAUGUGUCUGCUGUUCACACUGAAGGAAACUAUGGAGAGAGUGGGAUGGAGGCUUUCAAGGAGUUAGCUGCUCAGGAAGGACUGUGCAUUGCACACUCAGGUAAAAUCUACAGCAAUGCUGGGGAGAAAGCCUUUGACAGACUCCUGAGAAAAUUAAGGGAAAGACUGCCUAAAGCAAGAGUUGUCGUCUGUUUCUGUGAGGGAAUGACAGUGAGAGGCCUGCUUAUGGCGAUGCGAAGACUUGGGGUACUAGGCGAGUUUCUACUGAUCGGCAGUGAUGGUUGGGCAGACCGGGAGGAAGUGAUUGAAGCCUAUGAGCAGGAGGCGGUGGGAGGGAUCACAAUCAAGCUGCAGUCCGCUGAGGUCACCUGGUUCGAUGACUACUACCUGAAGCUGAAUUUGGAAAGCAACACCCGCAAUCCAUGGUUUCCUGAGUUCUGGCAGCAUCGCUUCCAGUGCCGUUUGGAGGGGCACCCUCAGGAAAACCGUUCCUUUCAGAGACUCUGCACAGGGAAUGAAAGUUUAGCAGAAAAUUAUGUACAAGACAGCAAGAUGGGUUUCAUCAUCAAUGCCAUUUAUGCCAUGGCCCACGGACUGCAUGACAUGCACAAAACACUCUGUCCAGGUCACUCCGGGCUCUGUGAAGCAAUGAAACCUGUUGAUGGCAAAAAACUCCUACAGUUUCUAAUAAAGACUUCAUUCAUUGGAGUUUCCGGUGAGGAAGUGUGGUUUGAUGAGAAUGGAGAUUCUCCAGCAAGUUUGAAGAAAUUGAAAAUGACAAGCAACAGGAAAUUUUACACAGAAUUUCACAGAAUGUACAGCACAGACACAAGCCUUUUGUUCCAGCUGCUUCAUGCUAAUGCUUAUGCAUGA
Rhincodon typus (whale shark) is the source of this 1527-nucleotide messenger RNA. Its product is annotated as metabotropic glutamate receptor 1-like. The record is from RefSeq and is a predicted model, not a curated record. The transcript is spliced from 5 exons. The coding region runs from base 1 to 1527 and encodes 508 amino acids. NCBI's taxonomy places the organism in Eukaryota, Metazoa, Chordata, Chondrichthyes, Orectolobiformes, Rhincodontidae. Gene Ontology annotation, molecular function: adenylate cyclase inhibiting G protein-coupled glutamate receptor activity; G protein-coupled receptor activity involved in regulation of postsynaptic membrane potential. Gene Ontology annotation, biological process: regulation of synaptic transmission, glutamatergic; G protein-coupled glutamate receptor signaling pathway. Gene Ontology annotation, cellular component: postsynaptic density membrane.